Molecule: messenger RNA, 612 nt
Organism: Pocillopora meandrina
Lineage: Eukaryota; Metazoa; Cnidaria; Anthozoa; Scleractinia; Pocilloporidae
Source: the annotation of a GenBank genome assembly
AUGGAACUUUCAAACCGUUACCAGUGGGUAUCGGUACUCAAGUACGAUGACGAGUUUCGCCUCGUUCAGGCGACAUAUAAUUAUCCGUGGAGUUUCGGCUUUAAUCACCUCCACUCCAUUAUUUUAGAACUUAUUUCUACCAAAACCUCCCCUACUUUCAGGUCUUUUAACCGCACAAUUCGUACCCUUCACUAGUGAUGGGCGAGUUAUUUUUGCCGCAACUUUAGCAGUUCAAGGGGCUGAAGCAUUCACAAUUGUACAUACGAACACGUAUGCAGUCGCCGCGUGUCAGUAGGAAAAGCUUGCGGUGUUAACCACUCAGGUUUCGUUCAUGUUGCGCAAUCUUCAUUGCAACAGCAAAUUAAACCGGCCACGCAAAAUUGACUAGCGCUCCUAAGUUCACCGCUUAACACAAAGCUAUGGCUGCAAGAACUCGCGGGGGACGAGGACGAGGCGUUUUUGGCAGAUAGCAUUAUCAACGGCUUUCAAUUGGUGGACCCUAAUACGCAAUUCACCGAAGUAAAUAUGCGCAAUUAUAAAUCGGCUACUAAUCCCACCUUUAAACUGUUGGUGGAAAAAACCAUUCGCAACGAAAUUCAGCAAGGAAACUAG